AUGUCUGGGCGGGUUGAAGCUUCUGACCCAAAGAAGUCCUGCCUAGUUCAGGUGUCUGUUUUCUCUCAACAACCAACGCCAGUUCCUGAUUCAAAUAAAUGCAAGAACGGACAGGUCACUGUAGCGGUCACCUCCAAGAGCAAGUCUGUCACUUUCGGAUGUAGCGAAGGCGCCACCCUGAAGCCCGCUCUCCUCGAACAUGUUUUCAUUGAGAAAGCAACUGAGAAGAGUGGUGGCGCAUCAACUGGCAGAGAGGAGGAGGUUGUCUUGCAGGACCUCGUUCCAAAUAGUAGUUUGGUUGAGAAUGCAGCUAAUACCGGAAAUGACACAGUUGGCUAUACGCUGUCCUGCCCAGAUUUGCCUUCGUCUCCCCAAAACAUCUUUUACAAAUGUGUCUCAUCAGCAUCGGCGCGCGAACAGGUGGGAACACAAACAGAAUGCAAAGUCCUUAUCAAUAUUGAAGAGAAACCCGAGGCUGAAACGCCUGCGACGCCUGAACCUUCCAGAGGGGAACAAGGAGUCGUUCUGGGCAGUGCCUUUAUGAUUGCGUUCAUUUCUUGUUUUGCAUUGGUGACAGGGAAUAUGUUCUAA
Molecule: messenger RNA, 591 nt
Organism: Toxoplasma gondii ME49
Lineage: Eukaryota; Apicomplexa; Conoidasida; Eucoccidiorida; Sarcocystidae
Gene: SRS49C
Product: SAG-related sequence SRS49C
Exons: 2
Coding region: 1-591 (196 amino acids)
Cellular component (GO): membrane
Source: RefSeq, a predicted model, not a curated record